Messenger RNA from Ruditapes philippinarum (Manila clam), 2792 nucleotides. RefSeq lists its product as uncharacterized. NCBI's taxonomy places the organism in Eukaryota, Metazoa, Mollusca, Bivalvia, Venerida, Veneridae. The coding region runs from base 39 to 2594 and encodes 851 amino acids. Gene Ontology annotation, molecular function: protein binding. The record is from RefSeq and is a predicted model, not a curated record. The transcript is spliced from 2 exons.
AAAGAUUUUGUAGUUGGAGGAAAACGGCGAUAAUUUUGAUGUUUAUUUCGGCUGUUGCGUUGUUAAUAUUACCGUUGAAGUUUAAAGUUGACCAUCAUCGUGAAGAAUUAUAUCUUCUGUGUCGAUGGACCAAAGGAUUAUGUGAAAAUAUUGGAAAUGGAAUAAAAUACAUGGUGAUUAUGACGACCACUUUCAUCAUGAAUGCCGUGUUAUCAACCGUGAUUCUAUCCGUAUGCAUUUGCUCAGAGAUACAUAUGAAUUUCAUAACAACCAAAACAUCCAGGAAUAAAACUAUAAAGUUUUAUCCGCCAGCAAGAAAUUACAGUAAGGGUCCAUAUGCUUCUAUGAAAGAUAUUGAUUCGAUUUAUAGCAAUAACAAAUCACUGCUUGAUGUGGUCCUCGGGAAGAACAAAGAAGAUACAAUAUGUACUUUGAAGUUGAAGAAAUCCUCAAUAAACAAGUUCAGACAUUUUGUUUAUUAUCAGGAAGCAAACUUCGUAUUUUUAGAUCUUGUACAAAGCUCUGGGGCGAAUAUUAAAGGCAGUAAACUUAUUGUUGGUGAAAAUAUUUGGGUAUGGACCUUUUAUGGGAAGGAAGGCGGACUCGAAAUUUUAAAUUGGCCAAUUGAAUUCAGAAUAUGGUCGCUGGGAUUAUUAUCUAAUUACGUCAUUAGUGAUCCGAUGAAAAUGGUUUUAGAACCUGUUUCCGGAAAUUGUUCAAAUUUACAAGUUGGUCAGACAGAAUCAGACUAUGCUAUCAGCAACGCCUUGUCAAAACUUACAGUCGAAAUGUUAGACUUUUCUCAAAAAUAUGGACCCAGCUUUUACUGCUACAAAUCGCGAGUUUACAUCGAGCCCCAUUUCAUUUAUAUGCUUUGCAAACAUAUAAUUUGCCCAAUAGAAGCAGUGAAGUACAGUUGCAAUCAUUACUAUUAUAACACGACUUUGCAAAAGCGAAUAGUGAGUUAUACAGAGGAAGAGUUUAGAUACGAUCCAGUUAACUGGGUGCUUCCAACUUUAGUAUCUAUCAUUUUAUUUGGAUUUUGUCCUGUUUUCAUUCUAUACAUUUUGCAUGCAUUAGCAGACGAAGGCAGAGGUCAUCUAAAAGGAGUAAUACAAAAUGUGGAACAAUUCACCGGAGAAAAUACUAUUUCUACAAUGGAUCGGCUUGUUCUAUUGGACGAUAAUCAUCAUGUGACUUUACUAAAAACUUUAUGUCUACCAAUGAAGACAUGUGGCACAAUUAUGUAUACAAAGGUCUCAAAUUCUUUUCAAAUAAUUUUGAAAAGAUUCUGGAGGAUUUUUUUACCUUGUCUCAGUUUAGGGUUUAUUGGGUUGCAAGUUUUGCUUGAUUACUUUUACUUAAAUUCAUAUGUAAGUACAAGCGUGCAGAAGGGGGUACCAAUGGGAUUCCGGUCCAUGUUAGCCGGUUAUAAGGAAAGUAAGAUUAAUUUCAUGCCCUAUUUAGGCGGACCUUUUGUGGCGGUCGGUGCUUAUGUUCUCAUCACAUGUGUGUUGUUGGUAAUUCCAAACUCCGUAUCGGAUUUUCUCUUGAAGGGUCUUCAACACAAUUACAGUGACGAGACAUAUUCACCUUUAUGUCUACAACUCCGAUCGAUUGAGAUGUAUGGUUCGUUCAGCAUAAGACGAAGACAUGGGUAUUUCAAGAUAUAUAGCGUGCUCCUUGCUCAGUUCUUUAUGCUGAUUAAUAUUAAGUUUUGGAAACAUGUACUAAAUGUUCAAUAUGAUCGUUGGAAGACGUGGUUUUCUUCAAAGGUUUGCCUUCCAUUGAUUCCAGUUUUUGCUAUGGUAUGCAUCAUCGAAAUCGUCCUCUGCAUUGCUUUAUAUGGUUACCCAAUCAAUUCAUUUGCCCUUAUUAUCAUUAAAGCAUACUGUGGAAGGCUUUGGGCUACUGUGGGUAAUGGAAAAAUUUCAUCAAGGAUAGUGAUCUUUUUACUAAGCAUUAUUCUGAUAAUAUCUGUUACGUAUUUUCUUUUUAUGUUUGCUACAAUUUUCUUUGAUGCGUGUCUGUUUAUCACCAGGGUCGUUGUGUUUACAUUUACCGGUAUCGUUGUCUACCCUAAAGUAUCUUACGGUUAUCUCAUUUUCACAUUCACUGUCAUUUACUACAUCUGGCAAAGCAUUCAAGAAUUUUCCUUCGUGUAUCAACGACUUCUUAAGGAUACUGUUAUAACAUGUGAAGCAUUGCAGAGAGCUAACGACACUGAGAAACUUGUUGUAAAAAGUGGUGAUUACAAAGCAAUCAAGGAAUCACUUUUUGAACACGUCAUUGAAAACCAUUCUCCAAGAAGGAUGCAAGUGUUUUUGUCAGUAUUGAAAGUUGGCGUGAUUAUAACCAUCUUAGGACUUUCCAUAAAUACCCUUGCGGAAACUGAUGGAUUCCGUGAACUUCAUGUUGUUAUGCAUGUAGGGACGGCUCUUUUUGUGUGUGCAUUGCCGCAAAUUAUGAAAUCCAUGUGCCGAAGAUAUGGAGAAAAGUUUAAACAGAAAAGAUUUCGGAAAGAGCUGGCCGGUACUAUUGUAAGAUACACUGGAUACUGCUCAACAGAAACAGAGGAGACCGAUAGUGACUAAUUUUACGUUUAUCCAUGUUAAACUUUGAAUUGGAAUGCAUUUCUGUUUAUUUAACGGAUCGGAAAAUUUAAAGAUUGACCAUAUUGAUUCCUAUUAUACGCGGAGUAUGAAAUUGUUGUUAGGCUAAGUACAAGAUAGCUGACUAUGUAGAGUGUAAUUAUACUUAGAGGAUGACAAUGUUGUUUGGCUAAGCCCCCC